This is a messenger RNA of Abrus precatorius (Indian licorice), 1437 nucleotides long. RefSeq lists its product as uncharacterized. The transcript is spliced from 8 exons. Bases 1 to 1437 code for a protein of 478 amino acids. Gene Ontology annotation, cellular component: plasmodesma; plasma membrane. Lineage: Eukaryota; Viridiplantae; Streptophyta; Magnoliopsida; Fabales; Fabaceae. The record is from RefSeq and is a predicted model, not a curated record.
AUGGCGGAGGCGAAUGAGACUCUGGUGCUUGCUAAGGAAAGAACUCGCCGCAAAGAUAUUUUUCACCACUUUCAAGUUUACAAUGGUGGUUGGAAUAUCAGCAAUGACGGUUAUAUUUCGUCAGUUCUUUCUACAGCAGUUCCUUUCUUUGCAGUGGCUGUAGCUUGGUUUGUGAUUUUUGGACUAUUUUUACUUAUCAUGUGUUCGUGUUACUGCUGUUGUAGCGGAGAGCCAAGUGACUAUUCUAAACCAGUCCUUGUUUUUUCCUUGAUCUUCCUUAUCCUUUGCACCAUUGCAGCAAUAGGUGGAUGCAUUGUCCUGUACAGUGGUCAAGGGGAACUCGGUGAAAGCACCUCGAAAACACUUGAUUACAUUGUGAGUCAGGCUCAAUUCGUAGCUGAAAACCUUAAGAACGCGUCAAGUUAUUUUGAUUCAGCUAAGAAGCUUAUAAAUGGAGUUACUCUGCCACUGGAUCUUGGAAAGGACAUUGAUCAUGUCAAAUCGAAAAUCACCACUGCUGCUGAUGAUCUCUCCAAGAAGACUGAAGAUAAUUCAACGGUGAUACACCAAGGCAUAGAUGGAAUGAGACUGGCUCUUAUUGUUGUCGCUGCUGUUAUGCUCUUCGUUGCAUUUCUCGGAUUCUGUAUGUUUGUUUUCUUGCUCUUAUUGCUUUCCGUACUUGGGUUGGAGUAUCUUGUAUACUUUUUGGUAGUUAUUGGAUGGAUUCUUGUUGCCAGCACCUUUAUACUUUGUGGUGUAUUUCUUUUUGUUCAUAACGCUAUGGGCGAUGCAUGCGUUGCCAUGGAUGAGUGGGUUCUGAACCCUACUGCUCAUACAGCCUUGGAUGAAAUUCUUCCAUGCGUGGAGAAUGCAACUGCAACAGAAACCUUUUCACAAAGCAAGGCUGUGACACAUAAGAUUGUUGAAUCAUUUGACGGAAUCAUUUCCGCUGUCACAAAUGGAAACACCGUCCAUUACAAUCAAUCAGGUCCCCUUGUGCCUCUUCUCUGCGAUCCAUUUAGUAGUGACUUCACAGUUCGACAGUGUGCAGCUGGGGAAGUUACAUUGGAAAACGCUACUGAGGUGUGGAAGAAUUAUAUUUGUCAAGUUUCUUCAUCUGGCCGAUGUACGAGUCGUGGCCGUUUGACCCCCACCAUAUACACUGAACUAGCAGAUGCAGUGAAUGUAACCUAUGGUUUAUUUCAUCAUUAUGGCCCAUUUUUCAUUGAUUUAGUAGACUGCACUUUUGUCCGGAAAACAUUCGCAGACAUUAGCAGCAAUUAUUGCCCUGGUCUGCGGAAAUAUACUAAAUGGAUUUAUUUUGGAUCACUUGUGGUUUCUGUAGCUGUAAUGCUCUCUUUGAUAUUUUGUAUUGUCUAUGUAAGAGAGUGGCGGCAUCGUCUUCAUGCCAUGUUGUCCUUGCCCAUGUUAAUGUAA